Molecule: messenger RNA, 290 nt
Organism: Mizuhopecten yessoensis (Yesso scallop)
Lineage: Eukaryota; Metazoa; Mollusca; Bivalvia; Pectinida; Pectinidae
Product: interferon-induced protein 44-like
Exons: 2
Source: RefSeq, a predicted model, not a curated record
GAAGUGAAGGAACAGAUAGAGGAAGAAGAAUUACUGCAAAGUAAGAAAAAAAACAGAUCAUGGAAAAGCCAUGGAUGCGUAAUAUGGACUGGAGUUCCUCCUUUGGGAAAGAGAUAAAGAGCAAAGUGGCCACCUAUAAACCAUUAUCCGGACUAGAUCUCCAGCAAGCGAGGAUCCUGUUGGUCGGUCAGGUCGGAUCUGGGAAGUCCAGCUACUUCAACACCAUCAACUCCAUCUUCCGGGGACUAAUCAGCGCCCAGGCCAACGCUGGGAGCGCUGAACAUAGUCUU